Coffea arabica (coffee) is the source of this 6623-nucleotide messenger RNA. RefSeq lists its product as uncharacterized. Gene Ontology annotation, molecular function: metal ion binding; RNA binding. Lineage: Eukaryota; Viridiplantae; Streptophyta; Magnoliopsida; Gentianales; Rubiaceae. Gene Ontology annotation, biological process: RNA processing. The record is from RefSeq and is a predicted model, not a curated record.
UAUGAGAUGCGUCUCGAACGAUUUUUCCUAUUUUUAAUUACUACCGUUGCCAUGUUUCAUCGGAACGGUAGCCGUUGGCUCUCGUGUAUUUUCCGGAACAUUUCUCUCUGUUUGAGCAUCGGAGUAGAAAUAUAGAAUAACGCCAACAUCCCACAUCUGCAUACACACACUACACCCUACUACACGUACUAGGGUUUUAACAAUAUAUUCCUGAACUUGGAUUUAUCCGAUUGCGAUUAGAAAUAAAGAAAUUGGGUUCUGAAAAUCGAGGGUUUCAGUUCUGGUUGUCAAGCUUAUUUUACUUCGCAAUCUUCGGAAUCCUUUCAAGUUUUGUGUGGAUCUUGUAAGCUGUUUCCCAUGGGAAGAAUCCUUUAAUGAAAACUCUUUGAUUCAUAUAUUUAAAUCUUGUUGUCUAUCUGAAAUGUAUGGUUCAAGGAACUAUGCAACUCCAGCGGAUCAAGGUCCUUAUCCUCCAUUGCAACAUUGUCCUCCUGCUCCCCCACCUGCAUUCUCGCGAAGCUCUCAUCUGCCUCUACCAACAGCAAUUCAGCAGAGCCGUUUGCAGAUUCCACUUCACGUUGGUCAUCUAGGGCACCCUGUGUAUCAGUAUACUCCUUCUGGGACACCUCAGCAAGGACCACUUAGUCCAGUUUUGUCAAGUGGAAUAAAUAGUCAACCUUUCUUUGCUUUACCUCCUCCACCUGCACCUCAACCACUGCAAGUGCCUGGAAACUCCCGAGUGCAGCUACCUUUGCAGUGGACUCAUACUACUUUUGUUUCACCCACUGGACCUCCGUCAGUUUCUAGAGUGCUACCACAACCUCCUUCACAAGGACAAACACAAUUUAGCAGUCAAGUUCAUCAAGCCCAAGCAGGUAGCAUGCAGCCACAAGUACAACCUAAUCCACCAGCCUCUAGUUUGUGUACAUCUCCUCCAGUUGGAUCCUUUAAACACUCAAUGCCACAACUUUCCACCACUGCUCCUGCUGGGCCCCCGGCACUACCACCACCACCUCCUCUUCCUUCUCCUCCUGGAUCUCCACCCACUCGAUCAUCUUCACCACCUCCCACUUCUUUGUCUACUUUCUCAAAGAGUUGUACAUUGAUAGCUGUCCCAGCAGCAUCUAAGCCUGCUUAUCAUCAUGAAAUUGGAUCGAGAGACAAUAAAAGUUCGUCCCUUGAAACAUCAGAUCAGGUUGGUGAUGCUGUCCAUGAUGGAGAGGCUGGUGGUAAGUCGGUUUCUGCUUUAAGGAAGAACUUGAUCUCAGAUCUUCCGUCACCUCCACCUAAGCCUGCAGAUGACAGAACUGUCCAUAGUAUUGAGGUUCUGUGUCAGUACAUUGCCAAGAAUGGCCCUGAAUUUGAAAUUUUGACUCGUCAAAAAGAGUCUGGUAAUCCAGAGUUCAAAUUUUUGUUUGGUGGACAGCCAGGGAGUGAAACUGCAGUUGCUCAUGAGUAUUUUUUAUGGACAAAAAGGAAAUAUCUUUUGGGAUCUGGAUCAGUUGAAAAUCAGGGGGACCAUGAUCUGUUAUUGAGACCUUCAGGACGGUCUGCAUCUCAACUGAAAAAUGCAAAAAAUGUGAGUCCCCCUUACUCACCUGUGGAUUCAGAUAUGGACAUGGAAGAUGACAUCACACAUCCAGAUGAAGAACCGCAAAAUUGCACGCCUAACGAAAUAAGCCAUGAGAUUAUUUCAGUAUCUAAUAGACUUGAUAAGUGGCAAGAAUUACAGCCUUUACCGGGUAUUGCAGAACAUAGCCUUGCUAAGGAUGCAUCAGAUGAGACAUUAACACAUAGCCUUGCUAAGGAUGCAUCAGAUGAGACAUUAACAUAUUCUGGAUGGCAAGUAUCAGAGGAACUAAUACAAGGUGCUGGAAUUUCUUCCGACCAAAAUCGAUCCAUAAUAAGAAAGUCUGUUACCAAACUUGGUGGCUUGAUUGCAAGAUCCUCUGGAGAUGUUGAAAACUUGUCAACCUCUAAUGUGACAAAGACUUCUGAACUGCUUGAAGUCAUAAGCCAAACUAAUACAUCAGCCCAUCUGGCGGAGGUUAGGUUGGAAAAGCUUCCCACUCAGCUGGUCACCCAAGGUGGUAGUCCUUUCACACUCUUGCAGGAUUAUGCUUCCAAUGAAAGUUCUGAUGAUGAGGCUCAUCUGGUACCUACCACAGCUGCCCUAUCUGUUAAAAGGGACUCUGUACCUCUUGAUACAGAUUUCAAGGUUGACUGGGGCACAGAUCUUGGGGCUAAGAGUGCUUUGGAGUCUCACAAGGGGCUUGAGCAGCUGCCUCAAUCAUCUAUUUUGAAACCAGAAAGUGUUGUAGUGGAGGCUGAGAUGCCAUAUACAACUGGAAAACCAGAGGAUUUUGUUGAUAAUACUUAUGGGAAUCAAGAAUCUCCUAAAGGUGGUAUGCCACAGAGGGAAUACCAACAAAAAGUUUUUCUGAUAGAUGAUGCUAAUUUCGAAAAGCAAAAAGUUGCAAAGAGCUUUUCUUCUACAUCAAAGCUUGAUAAAUUUGGAAGGUUGAUUAAAGCAGGUGCUAGUGACAGUGAAUCUGAUGGUUCACCUUGCUUUAGUCGUCGCCAAGGUAAAAGAAGUAGAAAUAGGAGCAGAAGUCGAUCUCCUCAUGAUACCAGGUGGAGGAGAAGUCCAUGGAGAAGAAGGGAAAAGCGUGGCCGGUCUCGUAGCUUGUCUCCAAAGAGACGACGGAGUAGGAGCAGAUCACCUUUAUUUCAACAUGGUGAGGAUAAAAUGAGAAGGGACAAGAGUCACCGUUCAGAAUGCUUUGACUUCAUUAGAGGCAAGUGUUACCGUGGAGCAUCCUGUCGAUAUCUGCACUGUGAGGACAAGAGUGAUAGAUCAAGAUCUUAUAAGAGGAAGGAACAAUUUCAAGAUCUGCCAUAUAGUUCAAGGAGUUCUGAUCUCCAUGAAAAAACUGAAAUUCCUUACAAGAAGUUAUCUCGGGAGCAUGAUGGAGGCAGGAUUCAACAGUUGAAGCCUCAAAAAGUUAAAGCUAAUACUGAUGGAAAAAAGCAUACGAAUGAGGAGAUGAAUGAAGCUGUGACAUGUUUUCCUGAUAAAAGUGGUCCUGUGGAGCCUCUGGUCAACCCAAUUCUGGAGGCUAACAUCAAAAAGAUCCCUGGCAUUGCUGCCCAUUGCAGGCUCUCUCCCUCCGAGAAUUUGGAUGUCCAUCAAUCUCAAGGUAAUUCUUCUGAUCAGUUUUUACGGAAUGCUGAUUACCAGCAUCAACAGAGGGAUGCUUCUUGUCAUCCCAAAUGUUCACCUGUCCACGCAACAGCUUCUGACCCAAGCCCCCAUCUGAUGGACAAAAGUUGCGUGAAUGAGGAGGGUGCCAAUGAAUCACGUGUUACUUUGAGUACUAUGAAUGAAACUUUGCCAUGUCAGAGUGUUUCAUCUCAACCUAUGGUACAUAAGGAGUCAAUUUCAUCAGAUCAUCGUUCCCAUUUGCCACUGUCCUUUGCCUUGGUCUCUCAGGAUACAAGUUCCUCAUUCAAUCAAGAGAUGCCGAGAGACUACAAUCUGAUUUCACCUGCUGGGGUAUUUCCCUCUCAUUCUUCAUCCGUUGAAAGUCAUCAUCUUUAUCAGCCUUCGGUUUGUCACUCUCAUUCUCAAUUUCCUUUUCCACCAAACCCAACCUGGAGUUCUGUUCCACCACCAUCAGCACUGUAUCAUCAUCCUCCACCACCUUCUGCAUUUGUCAGUGAUAGGAAUUUAACACCUGGACCAUAUACAGCUUCUUCAGCACACACGAUGCAGAAUAUGCUGCCUCGAACAAAUGAUUUCUCUUCUCAGACCUCUGCCAGGCCUUUCUUAACUGAAUUCCGUAUUUCUAGUGUUGGUAAGAGUCAGGUAUAUCCUCCAAUGCAGGAGCCAAAUCGACCUCCAGAUCAGUUGAAUGACCUCCAUCCGAGGACAUUUCCCGUAAGCCAGCCAAGUCAGUCACAUGGACGUGCUGGCCUGGUUGGGGAAGGUCAAUUUACUGGACAGCCUGUUCCUGGCUUAUAUUCUUCGAACUCAUUUGAUAAGGACAAGAAGCACUCUCAGACCAUGCCCUUUUCAAGGGAAUCACCACUGAAGAGGGCCCAAGCAUUUCCUAGUGACACUUUGCCACCAGUUGACGGUGUUUCUUCUAUUCAUCAUGAGCAUGGAAAUCUCAGUUCUACUAUGCCAAGCUACACAACUGAUUUUCUUGACAGGAAUCAGCCAUCUGUUUUGUCUGACACUGGUAUAUCAAGAAUAUCAGACCGAUUUAAUCCUUAUGCAUGCACUUUUGACCAGCCACUGAGCUCGAAAUUUAGCUGCAGUAGUUUACUCCAGGAAAGGGACAGGCCAUUUGGUAAUCAGUUGGGUGCUGCAUACAGCUUCAGCCAAGUCCCAGUUGCUGGGAGAGAUAUUGCAAAUCAUGGCUCAGGAAAUUUGAUGUCUUCACAAAAUUCUGCUCAGCCUCUAGAUGGGAUUUCACCACAGCCUGGUGAUGGCCAGUAUGAUCCUAUCUAUGAUAGUAUUGAGCCAUCUUUAAAUUCAGUCAGGAAAUCCAAUUAUGGUCAAAAGCAUGAGAUAACAGAUGAAUCUGAUGUUAUUGUGAGGUCCAGUGGGUCUAAUAAGCCAUUGGAUAAGAAAGAACACAAGCUUAAAGGGGCUGUAUGUGAUGAAGAAAUUGGAUCCUUGGAGAAUGAUGAGUACGGGGAGACAGCAGAUGGAGAAGUGGGUGCUGUUGAAAAUGGAAGCCCAAGUAAUUUGAAUGAUGCUGCAGAGACUGCUGCAGGAGAGGUUGAGAUUGAUCAGGUGAAGGCAACUGGGAAAAGCAAGAAGAGCAAGGAUUCCAGAUCAAUGAAGCUGUUCAAAGUUGCCCUUGCAGAUUUUGUGAAGGAAGUUCUGAAGCCGUCGUGGCGCCAGGGCAGUAUGAGUAAAGAGGCAUUUAAGACUAUUGUCAAGAAAACUGUUGACAGGGUGUCUGGAGCUAUGAAAAGCCACCAUAUCCCCAAAUCUCAAGCAAAGAUUGAUCACUACAUUGACUCAUCACAAAGAAAAUUGACUAAGCUCGUGAUGGGCUAUGUGGACAAGUAUGUCAAGGUAUAAAUCCAUAUAAGACGCGGUUUGGACAAGUAUGUCAAGGUAUGGAUCCGUGAGGUGUGGUUUGGACUGGCGAUGGCAGAAAUUUUGCUCCUGCUCUGUAAGAAUUGUGAUUUAUCAGUUUAAUUUUACGGUUAAACCUUUGAUUUGAGCUUUAGGGUAGAUAUGAAUGUGACAGACUAUUGGUGGGAACCUGUAGUGCCAUUUUGGGGAGAUGGAGCUAUGUGCCUAAAUCUUCUGUGGUAUCCAUUAUCGUUGUCGCUUGUGGAAUGCGGAAUCUCUGCUUUCAUGUGCGUUGAUGCAGGGGUGUUUCAAAAAGCUUUCAGAGCCAGUGGUACAAAUAAUUGAGUUGGUCAGGUGUGUAGCCUUGGGACGCCUGGUUGAUUCCUAAAAUGAAAUAUCUAUAAACAAAGUCUCUCCAGGAUUCGCGUAUAGUCAAACGUAUUUCUCAUGUACAUCUUUGAUGUUUCCAUUAGUUGAAAAUUUGGUUUCACAAAGAUAAAAAGUUUGUUAACUUCUCUGAAUCUGUUAUUUUAUGAAGACUGAUAAACGGGUAUAGAGAUUGUUGCAAUUAGAUUUGAUCAGAUGCCGCUUUUAUAGUGCGUCAAUUUGCUUCGUUUAAGGUUACGAGGUGUAUCCAUAUGGCCGAGGGGAUAGAAGAAGAUAGCUGACAAUGAAGUAGAGAUAAUUCCAGCAGUUCAAUCAAGAGCCAUACUUUUGCACCUGUAUCUGGGUGCCUGUUCAAAGAAGAAAAUUUACUGCUGUAUUUACUUUCGGAUGAGAGCAUGACGUAGAUGUCUAAUUGGAUGAUCCUGGUGCUCUUUCCAGAGUUUCUAAUGAAGAAUUAAUGGUUACUUUGCAUAUGUGAAACCAGGGUGAUGGUGGAUGAAUUACUGGAAAUAUCUGGAACAGGAAUUGAUCAAAGCUGGGUCGUGUCUGUGUGAUCUGGAAUUGCACGAAAUAUGCUGAAAAGAACUGGUCUGGAAAGAAUGGUUGGUGCGGUAGUCGGGAUGGGAGUGUUUGUCAACUUACAUAUGCGCUAUGUUGCUGCUAGUUGCAACUUAAAGAAAGGUUUAGGGACCGUUCAUAUCCUUUCCUUCCUACUCUGCGAAGGAGUACAGUUAACAUAAAGAAUGCAACGAGUAAGAAUUGGUGGUUGGCUUUGGGCAAGAUUUUGCAAUAAAUUAUACUCCUUGAGCCCAAUUAGUUUUCUUUUCUUACAGGUGUCUAUGUUUUUCUUUUCCUUCGAGUUUAUGCGUUUGUAGUAGGUCUAACUGUCCUGUGUAUGCUUUAUUACAUAUAAGAGAUUCUCUAUUCUCUCCCUCUGUUUCUGUGCAUGCUUUUCUUGGAUGCCUGGAGUUAGGGUACAGAUUUUUAUUAUUUUUUUUGGUGGAUGCUAGUGGGGAAGAGGGAAGCUUGGAGGAAUGUAGUGUGAAUCAAGAUCUCAUUGUAUGACUGAGGAUCAGAUUCCCUCAAUCUUAUUUAUUAAAAAUAAGAUAAAUGAAUUCAAUGAUGACUUUCGUUUGUUCAA